Danaus chrysippus (African queen) is the source of this 870-nucleotide messenger RNA. The record is from the annotation of a GenBank genome assembly. Lineage: Eukaryota; Metazoa; Arthropoda; Insecta; Lepidoptera; Nymphalidae.
AUGGCGGUCUCAAAUAACUCGAUCGCGAAAACCUACCAUCGGUUAUUUGUAGAAUUGGCCGAUCCUCGAACAAACGACUGGUUUCUUAUCACCAGUCCAUUCCCAGGAUUGACGAUUAUCGGUCUGUAUUUGUAUUUCACAUUGAAAUGGGGUCCCCGGUACAUGGCGGACAAAAAACCUUUCCAGUUACAGAAGACAUUGGUGGUUUAUAAUUUCUUACAAGUUUUAGUCAGUUGCUGGUUGUUUUACGAGGGCCUCGACGCCGGUUGGUUGAGGACUUACAGUUGGAAAUGUCAACCAGUAGAUUUUUCGACCACACCUGAAGCCUUGCGGGUAGCAAGAGGCGUCUAUAUUUACUUCCUGGCAAAGAUAUCAGAACUUCUAGAUACUGUGUUCUUCGUGAUCAGGAAAAAGGAGAGACAGAUCACGUUUCUGCACAUGUAUCACCACACAGUUAUGCCCAUGAUAUCAUGGGGUGCUACUAAGUACUACCCCGGCGGUCACGGGACGCUGAUCGGAGUAAUGAACUCCUUCGUUCACAUCGUCAUGUACAUGUAUUACAUGCUUGCGGCCAUGGGACCCCAUCUACAAAAAUAUUUGUUCUGGAAGAAAUAUAUAACAACUCUUCAAAUGCUCCAGUUCUGCAUUGCUUUCAUCCAUUCUUCUCAACUUCUCUUCUAUGAAUGCGGGUACCCUCGCUGGUCCGUCGUCUUCACACUACCCAACUCCAUCUUCUUCUACUACCUCUUCUACGACUUCUACUAUAAGGCUUACGGCAAAUCCGACAAGAAAGACAAGAAAGACACCAAUGGUGCCAUAUCAAAUGGAAAUGCAAACGGAGUUGGGAAGUCAGACAAAAAGAUUGAUUAA